GGGCACGAUGAAGCUCUGUCUCUACAAAUCCGGGGUUCACAAGAUUCUGGGGCUCCCGCGCCGAUGGGUGCUUCCCAAGCCCUCCAUCAGCUUGCCGGCUUUCAAGAAGGCGCUGGAGCUCCGAGACAAGGCGCUGGCAGCCACAACAGCGGCCGCGGCGGUGGCUAGCAGUGCGCAUGAGGAAUGCAGCGAUGAGAGCUCCAGGAAGAGGAAGAGGGUCGACGCCACAGACGAGGAGGAAGCUCCAGCCAAGCAAAUUUGCGUUGCCGACGAUAAGGAAGCAUUUGGAGAACAGGAUAGCUCGGAUUUGGAUCCACAACAGCAGGCUCCUCCAGAGGUCCAACCAAAGGAGGAUACUAGUCAUAACGUAGAGAACGGAUCCACGUACGCUGCCGAUCCCGUGCUCCAGGAGCGAGCCAAGCGCAAAGAAGAACUCGAGGAGAAACUUAAGACACUAACUUCAGAGAAACACCGUCUUGUUCAGCUCUUAAAACAGAUCCUUACAAACGAGGAGGAAAUGAAAAGGCGAGCACAGACAACUUCAUCGCGGCCUUGUGACGCUCCGCUACUCUCACAGACCCCGGCUGCUCGGCCGAUGGAUCUGGAAGAGGGGGAGCUCGAGUACGCGAGAAGUCCGAGCCCUCGCUUAGCGAGGACGUGAUCCAGCACUGCUGCACUGCACGAGUCUUGCUUUGGGGACAGACACGGGCAAACAUGAGAAAAAAAAACGCUUUUCUUUUUCAUGUUGAUCAACAGACCAUUCGUCGAAUGGAGGAUCUUAAGAGCAUUUCGAGUGAAAGCGAGUAAGGAGAGUACUUUAGCAUGGCUUUUUACAAGAGAGAGAGAUGUCUACUUACUCACAAAAAAAUGGCAGAACACAUGGACACGUCCUGUUGAUGUGUGAAGAGAUUGGGCAUGAGUUCCUCGUUCAUCUUCAAAAAAUUUAUCCGAAGCCCUAGGUUUUCUGGGGAGAUGGA
Messenger RNA from Selaginella moellendorffii, 977 nucleotides. RefSeq lists its product as uncharacterized. The record is from RefSeq and is a predicted model, not a curated record. Gene Ontology annotation, cellular component: chloroplast. The transcript has 3 exons. Bases 8 to 661 code for a protein of 217 amino acids. NCBI's taxonomy places the organism in Eukaryota, Viridiplantae, Streptophyta, Lycopodiopsida, Selaginellales, Selaginellaceae.